Messenger RNA from Notechis scutatus (mainland tiger snake), 4026 nucleotides. RefSeq names its product ELOVL fatty acid elongase 6 (gene ELOVL6). The record is from RefSeq and is a predicted model, not a curated record. Gene Ontology annotation, cellular component: endoplasmic reticulum; endoplasmic reticulum membrane. Gene Ontology annotation, molecular function: fatty acid elongase activity. NCBI's taxonomy places the organism in Eukaryota, Metazoa, Chordata, Lepidosauria, Squamata, Elapidae. Gene Ontology annotation, biological process: sphingolipid biosynthetic process; fatty acid elongation, saturated fatty acid; fatty acid elongation, monounsaturated fatty acid.
AUGAACAUGUCAGGGUUGACUUUGCAGGAAUACGAAUUCGAGAAGCAGUUCAACGAGAAUGAAGCCAUUCAAUGGAUGCAAGAAAACUGGAAAAAAUCUUUCCUGUUUUCUGCUCUAUAUGCUGCCUUUAUAUUCGGUGGUCGGCAUCUAAUGAACAAAAGAGCAAAAUUUGAACUAAGAAAACCAUUAGUUUUGUGGUCUUUGAGUCUCGCAGUUUUCAGUAUAUUUGGUGCUGUUCGAACGGGUGCUUAUAUGGUGUAUAUAUUGAUGGCCAAAGGACUGAAGCAAUCAGUUUGCGACCAGAGUUUUUACAAUGGACCAGUCAGCAAAUUCUGGGCAUAUGCAUUUGUGCUAAGUAAAGCACCAGAAUUAGGAGAUACGAUAUUUAUUAUUCUUAGGAAACAGAAGCUCAUCUUCCUCCAUUGGUAUCACCAUAUUACAGUACUACUUUAUUCUUGGUACUCUUACAAGGACAUGGUGGCCGGUGGUGGCUGGUUUAUGACCAUGAACUAUGGAGUACAUGCAGUCAUGUACACAUAUUAUGCCUUGAGGGCUGCGGGCUUUAGAGUAUCACGCAAAUUUGCCAUGUUUAUUACCUUGUCACAGAUUACACAGAUGUUUGUUGGCUGCAUAAUCAACUACCUGGUCUUCGCCUGGAUGCAACAAGGCCAAUGCCACUCACAUGUUUACAACGUUGUUUGGUGUUCCCUCAUGUACCUCAGCUACUUUGUGCUCUUUUGUCAUUUCUUCUUUGAGGCAUACAUUGGCAAAGCAAGGAAAGCAAGGAAGGCUGAGUAACGCUAGGAAUACUGCUAAGGCACCACUCAGCUCAUCGACCAAACACAAAGCAAAACAAAAUGGCACAACAAAAACCAUUUAUACAUGGUGCAAGUAAAACUCAGCAGCUGUGGACAGAUAGGUUUGUUCGAACCAAUGAAUUUAUGAUCAUGUUAUGGUAAGUACUCAAGGAAUGAUCUUACAUCUUAGCAGGCUGCUGUAAGACACCUUCUUUCUUGCAUCUCUUAAAAGAAGCAAUCUUGCAUUUAGAAAAUAAAAGAGAAGAAGAUCAGAAUUUUGCAAAAUAAAAUAUUAAAAUAUAUGGUUUCCCCGAUCAUAGAUAACAUUUAUUUUAAAUGAAAUUUAUUAUAUUCUUUCUAACUUUUGUUUUCAAAUAUGUAAAACUUGAACAAAAUUUAAGAAGAGGAAACAAAUCGUCUGUAUCCUAUGAAUAUACAAAGCUGCCUUAUACUGUCAGAGUAUGCUUCUUUUGAGUUCCAUCUUCUCUACUCUGACUGGCAGCAGUUCCACUAAUCUUGAGAAAUGCCCUACAAGUAAAGAUCCUGGUGUGUUUUUUUAUAUAUGUAUAUACACCCAAGAAUCCAAGGAUUAAACCUUGGACGUUUCUGCAGGCAAAGUAUUUGCUCUCCAAUUGAGUUAAGGAUCCUUCCUAUACAAUGCCAGUAUUUCUGUAAAGUGGGGAAAAGCUCCUUGAAAAGGUCUCACUCUAGGAAGCCAAAUUAUAAAAAUUAAAGGUACCUAUCAAAGCUCUUAUCAGGGCAGCCAUUUAAAUUCCACUGAAGCACCACAUGAAAAAAUGGUAACUGUAGGUGCACAAGAGAGCAUGGAUGUCUGUGUUCAUAUAUAUUGUGUAUUACGCUGUCAGAGGAUCUGGUAUGACAGUUAAAUAAGAUUUAAAAUUAGAAUAAUCUGAAGAUUGAUUGCUUUCUUCAGAAAUGCAUUAGAAGGCAUUGAUUCAAGUGUAUUUUGAGUCUAAAACACGGCCAAGAAUAGUUGUAAUAUUGAGUCAAUUUGCUGGAACUAUUGAUAAUGGAGAGCAGGAGAAGGAGAGAGAAAAAGGGGAUAGGGAAAUGGCCCUACACAAUAGGCCAAUUUGCAGAGAUCUUUUCAGCUACUGUGCUGUAAUGCUGUCCUACUGUUUCAGAUACAGAGGAUAUUGUUCACUCUUCAUCUAGUUGGUAUAUGUCACCUGAAUCACUUUAUCCAAAGUUAUUUCUAGAGUUGUUCAAAAUAAGGGAAUGCAAAUGUUACAGUAAGGCUGGUUUUUGAAACAAAGUUUCCUGCUUCCAAUGUCUUCUCUUUCUUCUGGUUGAUUCCAGUGAUGGCUCACAGCUCAUGACCACAAGUCAUUAAGAGAACUUGUAAUUUCUUUAUCAUAGAUCAUAAACAGAGGUACAGUUUUAAUUGGUGUGUGCAAAUUGCUGCUCCUACCAAACAAGUCUAAGGCUCCAAAACUGAGGUGGAACCAUCAUAGGUAGGAGAAAAUGGAACCUCUCCUAAGAUGAUAGAGCCCAAAAAUACAUCAUUAAGUGCAAUUGGAAUGAAAGGUACAAAGACGAAUAAAACUUAGCUUUGGAGAUAUAUUAGUAUUAGAGAGAUCAGGAAACAAAUACUGUGGUAUGGUACAUAUUUUAUAUUUUUAUGAACUUCAAAGAAUAGAUAUCUGCAACUUUAAAUAGUAUUUUACAGACUGUAUAUGACUUUAGCUAACACUGUGCUUCUGUAUUUGCUUCACAAGCAAUGCAAAGAUGUUUAAAGUGCCCUCUGGCGGUCACUUAGAGAUACUACUCUAGAAGGCAGGCCAUGCAAUCAUACUGCAAGCUUUGAAGAGGGCAAAUCCUGAAUGGAGUGGUUGUGCUGCAACAAAUUAAUGUAUAGAAAAACUUCACGCUCACUUUAAAAAAAAAUCCAUAGGAAAACUAUACUGUAGCAUCCUUGAUUGCUUAAAAAGACAUCUGGUUCUUCAGUCAGCUGCAGAUAAAAAGAUGCCACUCUGAACCUCAGAGAAAUAGCUGAAAAGAGCCAUAUUUUCUACAAAGAAAAAGUAGAUUGUUUUAUCUGUAAGAUUUCAGACCUUACAAAGCCAAAUAAAAUAUAUAACAUUCCUAAUACUUCAAAGAAACAAGUAUGUAAAUUUAAUGUUACAAGUGUAUUAGCAUAGUGUUUUCUCAUUUCUAUGUUUAACAAUUAGAAGAACUAGAGAAACAAUGGAAAGCUGCUGCUCUAUGUAUGGAAUCAAACGUACAUGUAACUACAUAUAUAAUCCUUACAUGACUUGUCCCCCAAAAAAUGAAUGGGGCCAGGCAGAAUCACCUUUUUUUAAUGGAAAAUGAUGUCAACUUUCUUACUUUAACCUCAGACUACAUAGUAAUCUUACCUUGAUUUAGCUUCAACUGUGCUGUCUGUUAUUCAAGACUCAAUGUAAUAACCCUGUUAGACAUAAAGGGCUUUCAAUGUUUCAUGAUGUCCAGGAAAACUGCUACAUAUAUGACUGUAUGUGAACUGUAUUUGGGGGGAGAGGGCUGUGGGAUUGAGAAGAAGCUCUCUAAGGCUUAAUCAUAACUGUGAAAACCUAAAAAAAAGUUUGUAACUGUGUCAUUUAAGUUAUUGAUGUUCCAACAUUGUUAUAUACUACAAGAAUAACAAAAUAUAUUAAGUAGAACAUAAAGAUAUAAUAGUAAAUUAUAGGACUUAUAGGGUACAUGGGCAUUACAUUAAAAUGUAGACAAUGUUAUUUGGGGUUAGGAGGGCAAGAAUUAUAUUCCACAGAAAAGCCUUCCUUUGCUUUCUGCUCCCACAACAAAUAUUUGAAGCAAAACUAAAGUGUGGAAAAGUUGUGGGCAGUAGUAGUUGGUAAUUGGUGCCCUUACCAUGUGCAUCUCAAUUGUUUUCAUUAUAAGCUGAUCUACUCAUUCAUGGAAAAUUUACUUUUUUAAAAGUUGGUAUUUCACAAGGGAUGCUAAGAAUUUUAUUCUUUUUGCUCCCUGUAACCAAAGGAAUGGACUAUAUCAGUGAAGAUCAUUGAUUUAAAAGUUUUUUUUUCCUGAUUUAUUCUAGUGUUAAUAAUAGUGAUAAGCAACCAUUUAGAUUCUUUCUUCAUAUGACUUGUGAGAAUGCUUUGACAGGGCAGUUCUGAGAUAGUUGUUCAAAUGCACAAUGUCACAGAACUCGAAACAGAGCAUUCCAGCCUUAUUCCUCUUCCAUUAAAGCUGUAGUCGUUUACUUUUG